AUGAAGCUAUUACGAUCUCACUUCCACGAGACGCUUGAAACAGCUGCAGCCAAGAUCGGGAUCGGCAAGUCCACGAUGAAAGUGGUGUGCCGGAAACUCGGGCUGAAGAAGUGGCCCUACACCAACAAGGGAAAGAAGAGGACGGAGAAGAAGAAGGCCCUUGUGAAGUUGGAACAAACCUUGCGUCAGUCGCAGCAACAACAACUCCUUGCUGCAGGAAGAAAGUAG
Molecule: messenger RNA, 228 nt
Organism: Guillardia theta CCMP2712
Lineage: Eukaryota; Cryptophyceae; Pyrenomonadales; Geminigeraceae
Exons: 2
Coding region: 1-228 (75 amino acids)
Source: RefSeq, a predicted model, not a curated record